ACGCUGGCCGCCGAACUACAACUCCCGUCAGACAGUGGGGCACAGCCUCGCCGGGCCCCCAGUCGGAGGAAGUGACUUUUCUGCGUAGCAACAGAGGCCGUUGCUAACGGAGUCUGAGCGGCUGCGAGGGAAAGAGGAGCACGCAGGGCCAUAAACCAUGUCUGCUCCAGCUGAUGAAACUGCAGGAGACCUGCCUGUGAGAGAUGUAGGUCUAAAUCUAGCUGGAAUUGGAGGAUUACAAGAAUCAUCAGCUGUACAGAAUGUGAAAGCUCGGCAAGCUGUCUCACGGAUUAGUCGUGAGGAGCUAGAAGACCGUUUCCUGCGUUUGCAUGAUGAAAACAUCUUACUUAAGCAGCAUGCACAUAAGCAAGAAGAUAAAAUUAAAAGAAUGGCCACCAAGUUAAUUCGGCUUGUUAAUGACAAGAAAAGAUCUGAGCAGAUUGGUGGUGGCCCCAAGCGGUUGGGCCAGGAUGUGGAGCUUGAAGAAAUGAUUGAGCAGCUGCAAGAGAAAGUUCGUGAGCUUGAGAAACAAAAUGAAGGCAUCCGCAAGAGACUCAUUUCAACCAAACAGCAGCUCCAAGUUCAAGGCCAUCGGCACACUCCAUACAGCUAUGUUCAAUCUCGCAUUAACACUGGUCUCAGAAAAGUGAACGAGGCUGUUGCCAUCCCAGAGCGCACAAGGAAAGGAAUGAGAUUUCAGGAUGUAGAACUGAGAUCCCCCCAACCCAUGCUCCCAAGAUACGGACAUAGUUUGCGUGAAGAAGCAAGGGCUGAGAUAAGAAAUUUGGAAAACGUGAUUGAGUCACAAAAGGGACAGAUUGAAGAAUUGGAGCACACUGGAGAAGUGCUAAGGAAUCAGCUAAGGAAGAAGGAAAAAGAGUUUGAAGAAUCCGUUCUGCAACUGAAAGAGCAAAAAGCAACAGGGCAAAGGUUAAAUAUUCGGGACAAUGUGGAAAUGAUAAAACUCCACAAACAACUGAUGGAAAAAGGCGAUGCUCUCGCAGCAAUGGAAGGGAAAUUUCUUCAGCUUCAAGAGAAUCAAAGGAACCUUAAGGCCAGCCAUGAUGCUUUAAUGGCAAACGGGAAUGAACUCAGUCUGCAGCUUAAAGAACAGCGUUUAAAGUGCCUCCAUCUUGAGAAAGAAUUACAGUCGAUGACUUUUUCAAAACAAAGGAUAGAAGAGCUGCAGGAUAGAAUUAAUGACCUAGAAAAGGAGAGGGAUCUUUUAAAGGAAAAUUAUGAUAAACUAUAUAACAGUGCCUUCAGUGUGAGCCAUGAACAGCAAUGGAAGUUAAAGGAACAGCAACUGAAAUUACAAAUUGUUCAACUUGAGACUGCCUUAAAGUCUGACUUAGCAGACAAAAGUGAAAUCCUUGACAGAAUGAAACUAGAAAGAGACCAAAAUGAGAAGCUGACCCAAGAGAACAAAGAACUGCAAUUGCGUUAUCUGGAACACAAGCAACAGCUAGAUGAACUGAAAAAUCGCAUGAAGUUUUUCACCAAGGAGAGUGAUAUUGAAAUGGCAGAACUCAGUGAAGCUCUCAUGCUUAUAAAGGUUCGCAAACAGCAGAAGAAUGGGGACCUUACCUUUUUAGAGAAAAUAGAAGAUGACGUCCACAAAGACAUGGAAUAUGCCAUGCGGGAGCUUCAAGUAACACAUGCAGAAACAGUGCAAGAACUUGAAAAGACACGGAAUAUGUUAAUUGUGCAGCAUAAAAUUAACAAAGAUUAUCAGACUGAAGUUGAAGCAGUGACGCAGAAGAUGGAGGGUUUACAGCAAGAUUAUGAGUUAAAACUUGAACAGUAUGUCCAUCUUCUUGACAUUAGAGCUGCACGCAUCCGAAAAUUAGAAGCUCAACUAAAGGAUAUUGCCUAUGGUACCAAACAGUACAAAUUCAGACCAGAAAUCCUGCCAGAGGAUCCAGUAGAUGAAUUUGAUGAAAGUGUCCACCUAGAAAGAGGAGAAAACCUGUUUGAAAUUCACAUCAGCAAAGUGAUAUUUUCUACAGAAGCUGUGCGUGCUUUUGGUGACCAGGAACCUGCAACUUUCUGUACCUAUGCAUUCUAUGACUUUGAACUACAGACAACCCCAGUAGUUCGUGAUCUUCAUCCAUCCUAUAACUUCACUUCACAGUAUCUUGUGCGCGUGGAUGACUUCUUUUUGCAAUACAUACAGAAAAGCACUAUCACGCUUGAGGUUCAUCAUGCCUUUGGCACAGAUUAUGAAACAGCUGCAGCAUGUCAGCUGAGGUUCCAUGAAAUCUUGGAAAAUAAUGGCAGGAUCUAUAAUACAGCAAUUUUAGUUGGAACUGGAGGACAUAUCCCAAACUAUGGCACAGUGGAUUACUGGGUCAGGUUACGAGUUCCAAUGGAUCAGGCUAUCAGACUCUACAAAGAGAGAUCAAAAGCUCUGGGAUACAUAACUUCCAAUUUAAAGAAACAUGAAAAAGCCCCACAGUUAAAGCAACCGAUACUCAGAACUGACCAAGUCAGCGCUUCAGCAGAUGGCAACUUAAAUGAGCUUCAUAUUACAAUAAAAUGUUGUAACAAUCUCCAGUCCCGAAAAAACCACGUUCAGCCAAAUCCUUAUGUUGUCUACAAGUUCUUUGAUUUUGCAGACCAUGAUACUCCCAUCAUUCAUAGCAGCAACAGCCCUCAAUUUGACGAUCACAUGUGUUUUCCAGUGCCAAUGAAUGCAGAUUUAGACCAAUAUUUAAAAUCAGAAUCCUUGACUUUUUAUGUGUUUGAUGAUGGUGAAACAGAAAAAGGUGUUUAUGUAGGGAAAGCCAUUGUUCCUCUUAUCUCUUUAGCGCAUGACAGAUAUAUCUCAGGUACAUUUGAACUAACAGAUUCUGAAAGACAUUCUUCUGGCACCAUCAACGUUGAACUAAAAUGGAGGUUCGCCUAUCUACCUCCAAGUGGAUCAGCAAUGGCAGCAGACCUAGUGAGUUACAUCCAAAAUGAAAAAUCAACAGCAACUAAAUUACCAGUGAAGGAAGAAGUGCAGACUCUAAUCCUGACCCCUUCUUUUACUUCAUCAAUGACAGCACCAAAGCCCAAACCAAGGCAGCGUACUGCUCUAGCAGACAAGAAAGUGUCUUUUAUGGAUGUCAGCAUACUACCGAUUCCAAGCCCUGUUGCUGAUGCAGACAAUGAAGAAGUUUCACAAAAAAUUAAGGCUGAUACACUUACCGUUUCAAAUGUUCCAGAGGUUAUACAGGAAAGAGUGGCAGAUGAUAAAGUAAAGGAAACUUCUGAAGAAAUUCAGCAGAAAAAAGAUGACCUUUCUCGGCUAUCUGAGGGUCAAUUGGCUGACCAGAGCUCGGCUACUUCUGGAGAUGAAACAGAAAUAACUGAGGAAUUGGAACCAGAAGAUCAAGAUAAAAGACAGGCAACUGAUGCCAUGGAAUCAAUAAUAACUGACAGUGAUGACUGUAUUGUUCCUAGCCCAGUGUCCAACAAUAUUAAACAGGCAAAAAGAAUCAAGGAGUUUUCAUGGAUGGACUCCACACACAGAAGAAUUGCCACUCCAAUCACUCCCCUGAAUUUAAAUAUUACACCAGGUGGCCUCAAAUCAAGAAUUUAUCUUCCCUACAAGUCUUCAACACUAGCAAGCUCACACCAAUGCAGGCCUGAUCUUUGUAAGGCAAUUUGGGUCAAAUGAUAGUAAACCAUAUGCAAUCCCUGAAGCUGAAUAUGUAUUCUUCCUUGUGAUUUCAAUUAUCCCUUCUCCCCAACUGCACUUAUAUUAGGAAAUGUUAUUCCACCAAACUUUGCUUGAAGCCCAGUUGAGCAUAAGCAUAAGCUAACACAAAUAGGUCUUCCUUUCAAAAUUUGUGUUCCAUAAACCCCUCUGAAUAUUGUGGACACCUCCACUAUUUCUGAGAUAUGCCCUCUAAAAGUAUACUGUGGACACCUCCACUAUUUCUGAGAUAUGCCCUCUAAAAGUAUACUGUGGACACCUCCACUGUUUCUGAGAUAUGCCCUCUAAAAGUAUACUGUGGACACCUCCACUAUUUCUGCUCAAACUGUCUAUGUUAAGAAUAAGAAUCAGUUUAUUAUUUAUAUUUAAAUGGACUUUUAGGCUGAGUUUUAAAAGCAGAAUGUUCAUUCUGGAAAGUUAAAAUGUUGGAGUCAUUAACUAAGCAACUUUGGAUUGCAGGACAUUUUGUAAGUUUGUAAUUGGUGUGAAAGAAAGUUCCACUCUAAAAUAAAAAGUACUGAAGACAGUCUUCAGUCUAAAAAAACAACCAAAAAAACCCAAAACGACAAAAACAAAAACAAAAAACCCCACCCCAAACAAUGACUGAAUUUGGCCAGUUAGACUAAGUAUUGGCUCCAUUCUAGUGAACAUUCUUUCUGAUUUCUCAAUUUUCCUCAUAAAUUCACAAUGCCACAGAUCCUUUUUCUGUUAGGAUUUCCAAUGCCCUUACUAAAGGGAUUGUUUUGCAUGUUUUAUUUCUUCUGUCUGCCUAAUCGAUCAAAUGCUCAAAAGCAGAUGGUUGCUGUUCAUUGUCAGCUUUUUGGUCCUCCCUUCUUUGCAAAAUACUGGUGGUUUUUUGUUUUUGUUUUGUUUUUUUUUGGGGGGGGGGGGUGUUGUAGUUUAAUUCUAGAACAAUAAAAAACUUUCUCUCUACAUCUCUGAAUUUUCAGAUAAACUGAACUCAAAUGCAUUUAGCAUCAUUUACCUACAGGGUAAUUUUUAAUACAUUUCAUCCACUGAAAUAUUUCCUCCCACAUUUGACCUUUAAAGUCCCAAAUGAAAAAGUUCUGUUUUAAGUUCCAAUUCAGCAAGAUACUUAAGUAUGAGAAUAUUACUAUUAACUUCAAUAUUAUUAUUCACAUGCUAAAAGUUAAGCAUUUGCUUAAGUACCUUGCUCAAUUGAGACCUUAGUUUACUUUCUAGGAAGUGGUUUAAACACUUGAGUAUUCUGUCCUUGUAUAUAAGAAAUGUAGGUCCAAAUCCUGCACCCACAAAAGGGCCAAAUAAAGUUUAAAGGAUGCAGUGCUUGGCAGGAGAAAAGGAGAGGAAAUUUCACACUCCACUGUACUGAGAAUGUAUCUGCAACUCCACAGGGAAAGGAAUAUGGGUGUGCUGAGGAUUUGCCAGAGGGUUUAAGUGCAUUAUCAUAGCACUGAUAUACAUGGCUGCAAAUCUAUAGAAGUGUAAGCAAUGGGUCCUUAGCAGGACUCAAGCUUGCUGCAGUGAUUCCUCUAGCUCUAUUACCAAUACAAACCCUUGCUUCCAUGGUCCUUUUUCUUCUGAUUUGUUUGUGUGUUAGUUAUUAUUAUUUCCUAUGCCAGUCUUUCUAUUUGGAGCAGUGGUGGGCAAUCUGCGGCCCAUCACGGUAAUCUGCUGGUGGGCUGCGAGACAGUUUGUUUACACUGAUGGUCCGCAGGCACGGCUGCCCACAGCUCCCAGUGGCUGCAGUUCGCCGUUCCCCAGCCAAUGGGAGAUGUGGGAAGUGGCAGCUAGCACGUCCCUGCGCUGCUUCCUGCAGCUCCCAUUGGCCGGGGAAUGGCGAACCGCGGCCACUAGGAGCUGCGGGCGGCCAUGUCUGUGGACGGUCAAUGUAAACAAACUGUCUCACAGCCCAGCAGUGGAAUACCCUGAUGGGCCGUGUGCGGCCCACAGGCCACAGGUUGCCCACCACUGAUCUGGAGGAAUCCCAUUUUCAGUCAAAAGGAGUUCUGCAGGAGUGCCGGAACAGAUAUUUUUGGUAAUUUUUUUGAAUCAGAUUUCAGUUAAUCUGAAUUUAAAGGGACAGCAGUUUUAGAAGUGUAAGUGUUACUAGAUUAGACUAUUCUAAAAAUUGCAGUCUUCUUUUAGUAAUUAAUAAAGAAAUGUAAUUAAUUUUUAUGUGUUAAUCUAAUAACUGAAGAUGUUGAUAGAAAUAGUAUAAAUUCUAGAAGUUCUGUUCUUCAACAAUCAUGCCAUUACCAAAUUACAAAAAGGUUUAUAGAUAACUUGCCUUUAAUGUUUCAAGAGGUGGAGAGUCCAUUUUCAGUGUAAGUUCCAUCUUAAAUUAUAACCACUUGCAGAUUAAAACGCUACAUCCAAAAUCUUAACAGGAAUAUAUAAAUGUUAUUUGGUUAAAAUAUAUUACAUUAGUUAAUUUUAUGGUGCCUGCUCUGUGAUACCAGAACCACACACAGUAUCUUGUUCUAUAGAAUAAAAGUUAUUUGUAAACAAUUUUAGCAGUGGGUGCUUGUGUUAAGGUAUUUCUGUUAUAACAGUGUCUGCUUUACAAGAAUAGAAUGUGUUUGUAAUUAGAAUUUAUUAGAACAUUAAUACUUACAAUUCUUGCUACUAAAAUAUUUGUGCUAGUAUAAUCUACUGAGAAGCAUAAUUCUUGUUAGAAAUUCUGUAGUUAAUCUUAUCGAUGUGUGACUGUUGUGCUUUAAGCACUUUAAUUUUAACUUUUUUCCAGUUUUAAUACUUACAUCUAAUCUUCUAUAGACAAAUUAUUUUUAAUAAUUAAGGGUCUGAUUGUGGAAAUAUCCUCAACUCUUAAGAGUUAGGUCAGUAGGAGGUAAGAGGGGGAGUAGAUUGGGACAAUGACCGUCUGAGGUGGGCAGGUUGGAACUGGAGGCUGAUUUGGGGAGAGGGAAACUGGGAUAGUGAGUUUCGAUGGGAGGGGAGACAGGUAUUGACUGGGCAAGGAGAGUUGGACUGAGAUCUAGUGGGGCAGGGGAAAUUAGGGGAGAGGAGACAGAUCUGAUGAGGAGCUGGAGCAAAGGGGGAGAACAGGGAUUGACAGGACAAAGAGACGAAGAUCUGGGGAGGGAAGGCUCUGAGAUUGGACAUGGAGCCCAGGGUGGAAGAUUGGGACUGAAAGUAAGUGGAGAUGGAGAAUGUGAAUAGUGGGAUGUAACUGGAGGCCAGGGUGGGGAAGAGAGACUGACAGGGUGAGGAGCUUGGAACUGGGACUUGCUGGGCAAAGAGCUGGGGACAAGAAGCUGAGAGAUUGGGUGGGGAGUGGAACCUGGGAAUGGCUGGAUGAAAGAGACUGGGACUAGCAUGAGAAGCCUGAGGAAUGGAGACUGGGACUGGCUACAUAAGAGAAUGUGACUGGGAUGAGGAGCCAGGAGUAGGGAAGAAGCAAGACUGGGACAAGCACAGGUUGAAGGAGACCAGGCAGAAGGGGUCACACUUUGGAGAAAUGGGCAGAAGAGUCUGUGCCCAUUAGAGAAGACCUCUCCAGCGCCUGGAAUGGAAUCCAAGAUUCCUGAGUCUCACCAUUCCUCUGCUGUCAAGAAAUAUCUGUAAAAGCAACUGGUAAAGUGUCCCAUCUUGUCUGGUGCUGGCCCACAUGCAGGAUUACAACCUACUACAGCUAUUAUUUACGCCAUUGGUUGAAGUGGCAGAGGUCUGUGUGGUGGAUCUAAAUGUUCCAACCACGCUGAUGACCCGUGUGCAUGUGAGUAUGAUGCCACAAAAUGGAAUUUUUCAGUUUGCUUUUUUUAAAAACCUGGGAAAUUACACACACACACACACACACUCUCUCUCUCUCUCUCUCUCUCUCUCUCUCUCGGGAGGACAUUGUUCAUGUUGCAAAGUCAAGCACUCAGAAGCUAGAAAAUGCCAGAAUUAAGGUUGCCUUAAUUCAGGCCCCUUGUGUAUGCAUUAACUUGCAGUCUUUAAUUACAUGAUGACAUACAAAGAUCCCUGCCUCAUUCAGUGAACAGGAUGGACCUGCUCUGGGGAUGAAUUAGGGUUGUGUGUGUGUGUGUAGUGCAAAAGGCUGUUUUCUGCAGGAACCCUGCUUCAUUCGUUGCAGAAGUUGGAAAGUGUGGAGUGAAAGAGGCAGCAGGGUGGUGCAGGAUCAGAGAGGUUGGUCUCAUGGUUAUUGAAUGCUGCCUCUGGACAAUUGGAGUCUAUCCCUGCCUCUGCCACAGAAUUCUGUGUGAUGUGAUGCUAGUCAGGUCGCACCAACAUUUUCAUAGUUGAUUACUAAUUGUGUUUCUCAUUUUCUGUGUGCCUGACUAGAUAUCCUGCAGUCUGAUUUGCAGAAGUACUGAGCACAUACAGCAGCACCUGCAGUCAAUGAGAGCCUUUUUUGACAUAUAUUGUAAAAUGCUGUAUAAUGCUAAGUACUUUGAAGAAUCAAGUCCUGAGUCUGUCAAAUUGAACACCCAAAUUAGUGGAUACUUUGGGACUUAAUAUCUCUGUACUCCCAUUCCCCAUCUGUAAAGUCGGAAUAAUACACCCUCCUAUAACAGAGAUGUUGUAAAAAUAAUCCUUCUGGAGCAUUAAAAUUCUGUAGCAAUGAGCACCCCAGAAAAGCCCAUCAGGAAAUUAAUAGUUCUGGCUUCAGAGCAGGGUUUGACUAGUGUGAAAUAAAAUAAGGCCUUGGGUCAGACAUUGAAUAAUGAGGAAAAAACAAAAUAUUGAAUAGCUGUCUAUUAAAUGAGCACCAUCCAUUCUGUGCAGUGAAUGAGGCAGGAGUCUUUGGGGGCGGAAAUGGUGUGUGAUCAUAUAAUUAAAGACUCUAUCACAAUGCAUAUGUACAAGGGAGCUGAAUUAAGUUUGCACAGGCAGCUUUAACUCUGGCAUUUCCUAAUUUUUGAGGGCUUGAUUUUGCUACCUUAAUAAUAAUCUUUUCACAUAAAUGUUUUGUGUUUGAUAUAUGUAUAUUACAGUGUACAGGUGUCUUGAUACCCCCUAUUGGGGACACAGAAGACCUGCCACACUGGUGUCCCUAGAAGGAGGCUCCACUGAAUCAGAAUAAUUCCUGUGAUUUCAGGGAUUAAUUUCCAUCCAAAGUUCAGAGGCAGUUUAUGGAGGCACUACCAUCUGUAAGCUAAUUAAGUACAGCUGGGGCUAUUUAGACUCAACACCUUGAAAGAAUGCUGUGUUGGGCUGACCAGAAACCAUGAAAGGGAUCUCUGUGGAAAACAUAGGAGCUACCAUUUAUGAUUUAUAUUAUUGUGGAUUUUUUUUUCCAUUUAUUGUUUGUUAAACUGCACAAAAGGAAAGUGCAGCUGGAGGCUUUCAUCAGCCUGGUGCCACUUUGAGUUAAAACAGAACUCAUACAUUAAUUGCUUGCCCACAGAGAGUAAUUGUGUUUGAAACCUGAAUCUCCAAGAAACUUUCUCUUGUUAUUCUCUUCCUGAUCCUGUACUUCAUGCAGAAAACCUGCUAAUGGUUGUCUUAUUUACACAGAAAGCACCAGUUCUCUCUCUGAGGCAGACACCAUGCCCAUUUCUCAAGAGGAGUCAUUUCCAUUGUCAUGACCUCCACAGUACCCACCCUGUCCUUAUCAGCAUUUUGCCUCACUUCCAUUGACUUUAAGAUGUUGACAACAUUUUAAACUGACAUUUAGUUUUUAAUGAGCUGAAAUGUUCACAGAUCAUUUUUCUGAUCCUUCCCUAUCUUUCUUCUAACUGCAGCACUGAGAGCCAUUUUUCCAAAGAAACUUUUUCACAGUCUCUGUUUUCGUGGUGCAACUUUGCUCAUGCACUCUCUUGCAUGUACUGUUUUGUGCGUUUGUAUAAAUGAUAGAAUGGACACAUGUGAAAAGAGCAUUUCCUUGACUUUAGCAUGCUAAGGGGAGUUUCAUGAGUAGUUUCUACUGUUGUUUGUAUGCACAAGAGAUAAUCUGCAAAAAUGGUUGGCACAUAAUUACACGCACACAACAUAGAAUAAGUUUGGAAAACUUGGUUCUGUACAUUUUCUUUCAAUAAAAAUGUUGUAAGGGUCUCCUAAAGACUUUAAUUUCGCUGAAUUGACCUUAAGUUGAGCAGUCUUUAUAAAGUAAAGAAGUUAGUUCCUCAAAAAAAAAUUGACUGUAAGAUUUCUAACUGUCUGCAUAAUGAGUACUUGAGUGAUUUUUCUUGUUGUGUCUGAGAAGGUUAUUUGAGUGAUAUCACACUGUUAUAACCUACUUGGGCUGAGUGACCUUGGCUUUUUAACUGUCCGAAAUGUGAUUAUCUACAAUGGUCAAUAAUAGUCUGAUUUGUGGUCAAACACUAUCUCAGUAAAGCAUGAGCAACAUCUUAUAAUGUAACCAGCUACAUUAAGCAAUGUUUCGUGCAUGAUUGGCUGCACAUCUAUUCAUCACUUUUUACAGAGGUUUAGAAGUGCUACCACCUAUCUGAAUUAGAGAGAGAUACCAAAAUUAUUUUAAUAGGUGGAACUGCAUUAUCUUUAAUUACAUAGUGAAUGCCAUAAAAUUCUUUAAUCUGUAACAGUGUGAACUAAACUGGAAAUUACUCGUCACCAUUAAGCCAAACAAUAAUGUAGUUGAUGUACAAAUUUAGAGUUGUACUGCAGUUUAUUUUAUCAAAAUGAUUUAAGCACAAUCAUACAAGAUUUUCUGUUUUAGAAAGAUUAGUUUAUGGAUCAUUAGUAUCUUCCUUUCCCUAUUGAUCUGUUCAUCAGGAAACAAAGUAAAUGUGCAAGAAGGUAGAUAAGAUUACUGAAGAACCUAGAAGUUUCUAAGUAUUACAUCAAUAGAUUUGAACUAAGGUUGGUGUUGGUGGCCUGGAUCAUGUAAUUCAAAAUUAGGUGACAAAUGGGUUCCUGUAUCUGAAAACUUGAUUAAUUCAAAGAAUACAAUUUAUAAAAAUUAAAUUGAAGUAAUCUUCUUUUAAUUAAAAAUCAGUACCUGAGAGAAAUAUCCUGCAAUCAUUCAAACACGGUAAAUAAAACUUCUGAUUGUUAUAGAUCAUGCUAAUUAUAUUGUGACUCUGAACUGCAUGCCACACUGUUUAAGCCAUUUAAGAUCAUACUGUUUCUUUUUUGCAUGUUGCAAAUCAGACAGUUAAUGGUUUUUUCUUAGAUAUGUUGAUCAUAAAAGGAAUCUAGCAGAUUUUCCAGUACUUAGCUGUACUACUUGCUCCUUUCUCUUUUCUUCGUGUCUGUGAUGUAUAAUUAAUCAUAGAUUACUUCAUUUUGUUUCAUUUCAUUUACAACAUUUAUGAGCUUCACUUUGUCGGUAUGAAAUGCUUGUCCCCUUCUUUCCUUUCCAAAGUGGCGUAAUUAGUGUUAGCAUCUUUUUUAACAGGCUACAUAAAGUUUAGUGGCUGGAUUAAAUCAAGUCAUUAACAUAAUGUACUAUACAAUUUGCCCCUAUCUCUUUUCGUUUCCAGUACAUCAAAGUGCCACAGAGUGCCAGUAUAAUUGGGCCUUGCUAGCUUGUCAGGUUCAGUCAGGCUGAUGGCUGCUGCUUUUACUAAAAAGCUUCCAGGCAUGAUAAUUAAUAGAGGGAAAAAAAGUCAGGGAAAUGUAAAACUUUGGACAGUUCUCUAUGAAUAUUUCAUACAUUUGAAUAAUCCGAAGUUAACAUUAUCAAUUUGAUGUAUAAUACAUUGAUUAAAAGCCUUGUUUCAGGUCCUCAAAGUAUACAUCAAAACUAGGAAUUUGCAUCUGCUUUGGCACAGUCUAAAAAAAUUAACAAUUGCCUUUUCUCUUCCAUCCCUCCUCCCUUCACCCCCACCUCUGCACUUUAUCAUCUUGAGUAAUAAUAUAGUUUUCAAUUAUCACAAUAAAAUUUACUGCUGUCAGCUUCCAAGUUAUUUUAAAAUGUGCCCGCAAGGCAAUUACUGGCAAAAGCAAUUUAUACAAUGGUGGUCCCAUUUUCCUUUAGGUAUGUUUACAUCUUUUUCCUUCAUGGCAGAUAUUGUAUGGGCAUUUUGCUUGCACUAACAGUAGUUUAGUGAAAACUGUCAUCAUCAGUUUCUCCAAAUGAAGAUCUCAUGAUGUAAUUAAUUUGGAUGUUACCAUUAAAUAACAAGAACCAGCAAUGCCAGGUGGUUGUGGUUCUGGUGUUCAGUAAAAUGUGUUGUGAAAGGUUGAACAUCCAUGAUUCACACAGUCAAAUGUGCAUAGUAAGAAGCAAUAAACACUUUUCAAUUUUUAA
Molecule: messenger RNA, 11864 nt
Organism: Chelonia mydas (Green sea turtle)
Lineage: Eukaryota; Metazoa; Chordata; Testudines; Cheloniidae
Gene: RPGRIP1L
Product: RPGRIP1 like
Exons: 23
Coding region: 158-3664 (1168 amino acids)
Biological process (GO): retinal rod cell development; non-motile cilium assembly
Cellular component (GO): photoreceptor connecting cilium
Molecular function (GO): thromboxane A2 receptor binding
Source: RefSeq, a predicted model, not a curated record